Molecule: messenger RNA, 363 nt
Organism: Arabis nemorensis
Lineage: Eukaryota; Viridiplantae; Streptophyta; Magnoliopsida; Brassicales; Brassicaceae
Source: the annotation of a GenBank genome assembly
AUGGCGACAGCAGCGGCACCGGCGGUGAUUUCAUGGGGAAUUGCGUGCAAAUCAGGACAGAACCAGAGGAGAAGUGAGAUGAAAGUUUCUUACGUAAGAGGACUCAACGGAUAUGGCGGUCUCAAGGCACAGAACAACAAGGUUGUCUCCAUGGGACUGCCACUCUGCACAGAGCAGUGCUUUGCCAAUGUUGUCAUGUCCAUCAAUGGAAGAAGCGGUCGUGGGGGAGCAUUAACCUCUACUUGUAACGCAGUUGCAGAGAUUUUCAAGAUUGCAGCAAUCAUGAACGCUCUUACUCUUGUUGGUGUUGCUGUUGGAUUCGUUCUCCUUCGAAUUGAGGCUUCUGUUGAGGAAGCCGAGUAA